UGAGGUCGGCGCGUUUUACUACAGUCCUCCCGAACGUAUAGAAUAUAUUACAGACUUCAUAAGCAUCGGAGGCGUAUGCAGGUCACCAGAACGUGCUUAUGAUCUGUGGUUUGAAAAUUACAUGUUUGCUUCAAGGUUUUUUUUUUUUUUUUUUUGAAAAGGCUCAGGUGGUCGUAAGGCUGAGUUCAGCGUCUAGACAGGGGACGGAGCGCCGGUAGAUGGCAGUCGUGUCCCUUCUGCACUAGACAGGAAGACGCAGCAUCAAACCCUCACACUUAGUACACAGGCUAUACACAAUCACACGCGCACAUGUGUGCGUCAAACAGGCGCUACAGACCUGUCCGAAGGCGCGUCACAUAAUCUAUAGCGUUCAGGGUUAUUGCACUCGACCAAUCAUCGGUAAGAUGGAAAAAGAUUAUUGGACCAUUGACUUUUACGCAUCCAAGACGACGCCGGUGAGGACAGUCAGAAGAGUGAGACUUUGUGCUGAGGGCUACAUCGAUACGUGUUAGAAGAUUCUUGGUGUCACCAGCGGAGCGCGCUGAGCCGAUACCCACGGAGAGCCGCGCGUCAUUGGGUACCGCACUAGACACUUCACACCAGAACUUCAUUCACCGACGAGAUCUCGACGUAUUCGACGGGUCUCACCUCUUUCAGAUGUCCCUGCUCGCAGGGUGACUCACUUGUAGCUGUUCUCCGUUCGGCAACUCGCUCGCUGCGUAAUUCCACGGCUCGGCGCCGAGCGCAGCAUCAUUCGCGUGGAUUUUCGUCGCGUCACUGGAUUGCUUUCCGCCGGAGUUGAGUUGAACUGUAUCGAGCACGUAGUGGGAUGUAGCUUUUGACGAAUACCUCGCCUAAGACAAGUUUAUAAACGCUCGAAAAGGAACUACGGCCGUGGUUAGUGUCUGCCGUUUAACUAAAAAAAAGGGGAUUCGACUCAUUUUGGCGCAUUUUCGUCCACUUUCCUUGAAAACACACGCACACAAAAAAAGGAACUUGCCGGAUUUUGUCCUUUUUUUCCCUCCCUUUCCAAAAGAUCCUCGUGGUCUCGGAUAGGAUGUGAUACGCGAAUAUUCGCGUUUGCCAACGCACGAGGCUCCUCUCUCAAGGCAUUCCGUAGGACAUAAUCACAUUUCAAGGAAAUAAGCAUCUUGAAAUCCGCACUGGGCUGUGAGUAGAAAUCUAAUCAGAUCGGGUGCGUAAAAGGAGGAAGAAAAGUUCCGUUUUAAACCACGACCGUGGAGUAAGAACAGCACGGGUCUUCGUUUAUGGUCUGUUGAAGAUUGGGAUGAAGAAGAAGAUGCAGGGAAUGGUCCACCUCAGGGAUAAAACCCAUCUAGAUGCGUGCUGGCUGAAUGUGAAACCUCAAAUCUGUGUUGCCGAACGCCAAGAAUGACACGCGAAACCGGGGAGACGACGAUUUAAUUGAUUUAUCAGCAGGAAAAAGACUUGGUUUCACCGGAUUUUGAUGAUGCGGGGCGAGAAAGCAUCGAGAUAUCUGUUCUAGAGGCACCCGUCCAUACGAUGGCAUUGACAGGAAGACCGAAUGGAUAUACAGCGGCGAAUUUCUUCUCAUAGAAGCUUGUGAAUGCAAAACUGCUCUUGGAUAGCUUGGAUAGCCCAGAGUACACGCUGAAGAACAUUUCAUUCUCAUCGCGCUUCAUUACUUGAGAAUUGCAGAUGGAUUUUGGUGCUCUGGAAGCGAACGGAACGUCUGCGAUUUGAACCUCACAGAUUAAGAAAGGUGAAGCCAGCUAGCGAAAACCGAGCGUGAAGAUGUCCAGAAACUGCUGGCACUGUGGAAGACUUGGCAGUUCAGCCUAAUAAAACCCUUCCCAUAGAGUGGAGAACCUGUCAGCGAAUUAUGAAUGAUAAACAAGAUGACCUCCUCCCUGAUGCAGCAGACGAUGAGAGGUCCUAGGUGGAACCGGGCCCUGUCCGACCCACUGUUUGUGCUGUCACUGGCCCUGCAGCUUCUGGUGGUGGCUGGCCUGGUGCGAGCGCAGACCUGCCCCUCCGUCUGCUCUUGUAGCAACCAGUUCAGCAAGGUCAUCUGUACUCGACGCGGCCUUCGAGAUGUACCCGAUGGUAUUUCCACCAACACAAGGUACCUGAACCUUCAGGAGAACCUCAUCCAGGUGAUCAAAGUCGACAGCUUCAAGCAUCUAAGGCACCUGGAGAUCCUGCAGCUCAGCAAGAACCACAUCCGCAACAUUGAAAUUGGAGCUUUCAAUGGGCUGGCUAACCUCAACACUCUGGAGCUCUUCGAUAAUCGUCUAACCACAAUCCCCAAUGGGGCUUUCGAGUACCUGUCCAAACUUAAAGAGCUUUGGUUGAGGAAUAACCCAAUCGAGAGUAUACCCUCUUAUGCCUUCAACCGUGUACCAUCGCUGCGAAGGCUGGACUUGGGUGAGCUGAAAAGGCUCUCGUAUAUCUCAGAAGGUGCCUUUGAAGGCCUCAGCAACCUGCGGUACCUGAACCUGGGCAUGUGCAACUUAAAGGAGAUCCCCAACCUCAUUCCUCUCGUCCGUUUGGAUGAGUUGGAGAUGUCAGGAAACCAGCUAUCUAUAAUAAGGCCAGGCUCUUUCAAAGGCCUCGUCCACUUACAGAAACUAUGGAUGAUGCAUGCGCAGAUCCAGACGAUUGAGAGAAAUGCCUUUGAUGAUCUUCAGUCCCUCGUGGAGCUCAAUUUGGCCCAUAACAACCUUACCCUCCUGCCUCAUGACCUCUUCACCCCACUACACCACUUGGAGAGGGUACACUUGCACCACAACCCCUGGAACUGCAACUGUGACAUCCUCUGGCUUAGUUGGUGGCUAAAGGAAAUGGUGCCGGCCAAUACCAGUUGCUGUGCUCGCUGCUCGUCACCUGCCAGCCACAAGGGGCGUUAUAUCGGCGAACUUGACCAGAACUAUUUCCAUUGUUAUGCACCGGUGAUCGUGGAGCCACCAGCGGACCUGAACGUGACUGAGGGCAUGGCAGCAGAACUGAAAUGUCGAGCAAAUUCUUUGACCUCUGUCAGCUGGAUCACACCCAAUGGAUCUAUCAUGACACAUGGGGCUUACAAGGUGCGUAUUUCCGUGCUCAAUGAUGGGACAUUAAACUUUACCAAUGUCACAAUGCAGGACACAGGAACGUACACUUGUAUGGUGAGCAACUCCGCAGGUAACACAACAGCCUCGGCUACGCUCAAUGUGUCCUCAACAGAGAACAGCAGCUUCAGUUACUUUACCACAGUUACCGUCGAGACCACAGAAGCGGCACACGAUGAGGGCCAUCCAACGGUACAGCAGAAGGGGGGCCCCACUCCUUCUUCUGGGAUUUGGGAGACCUUACCACCUUCUUUCACUACCACAACCACGACAGCACGGACGCCACUGUCCACCAAGGCCACUGACAAGACCUACACCAUCCCAGUCACAGCCCUGAUUGAUGGCUCCCUCAACACCUUGGAUGAGGUCAUGAAGACCACAAAGAUCAUCAUUGGUUGCUUUGUGGCCAUCACGCUGAUGGCAGCCGUCAUGCUGAUCAUAUUUUAUAAAAUGCGCAAACAGCAUCACCAGCAGAACCACCACGCACCAACGCGAACCAUCGAGAUCAUAAACGUGGAUGAGGAUUGUGUAACAGGUGGACCUACCAUGGAGGGCCACCUCGCCCUCCCCCCACUGGAGCAUGAGCACCUGAAUCACUACAACGCCUACAAGACUGCGUACAACCAUGCCUCCACCAUCAAUUCUAUACACAGCUCUGCCCACGAACCUUUGCUAAUUCGGGCCAGCUCAAAAGACAAUGUACAAGAAACCCAGAUCUGAACUGCUUUUCAUAAUGUGGAUUAAACAAAGAAAAAAAAAAGACUUCUAAAACUUUUAUGGAACUGUAAGUGACAUAUCGAUUUUGAAGAUUGUCGAAACAAAGACACAGUAGACCGAUGCAAGACGUAUAAGAAGGAUGCUGACAAGCAGAAAAGGACUAUGGGAGUUGAGUGUACGUCAACCGUUUCAAAAGUGUCUUUACAUAACAGAAGUUAUUUAUUUAAGGAAAAUAACUAUUGUGGUUUAAUCAAGAAAAGAUGUAAUCUGCAAUUAUUUUUCCAGCAAUUAUUUCUCCAUGUUUUUUAAUGUUAUUUUAAAGGUUGUUGGUUUACUAAUAUGCUUUUAAACUCUGUUUAAAUCUGUUGUUCUGUAUGUAAGGACCCAAGUCAUUUGCAGAUGAAUCUGAAACUUUCCAUGUUUCUCAAAUCUGAUGAUUCCCAUUUAAUGUCGAUACAUUUGUGUUAGUGUCGUAUUAGAAAACGUCCACAACAAUAAUUGUUUGUUUAAAUUGAUCAUGUUAAUUCUAAUUGAUUCGUUUCUUGACUCCCUUUAAUUUGUGAUAUUUGACUAUCACAUUGUUCAGUUGUCCUUGCUGAAAAAGUGGCUCUUUAAGCUAUUGGUCCCACUGUUAGAUGGUUUUGGGCACUUUUCAACUGGACAGACUGGAAGACAAGCUUUAAACAGCUAAUUUUUCAACAGGGAUGCCUGCUACAAAUUACGUGCAGAUGUAAGCCUGGCUUCUCCACCCUAAAAUUUAGAACAAGGAGCCCUGGAAACGUGUCCCAAUUAAAAUCGGGCCAAAUGUCAGGAGCACAUGUCUGUUUGAUGCAUGCAGGGCAAUUUCAAAUAAUUUCUGUGCUCGGACCAGAAGAUUUAUGGAUUAAAGUUACCAUUUGGAGGCAUCCUACAUGACCUUAAAUACAUGUUGAGGCAUUUCAUGCUUAAAAUAAGCUUUAUUUAAGUCCUUAAACUGUUUUAUGCAUUUUCCUUCUUAUGGUGUAUAACAUCUUGGGUUCCUGUGACAGUUCAUCUUUGACACCCAACUAAAGUUUCCAAAUACUCAGAUGCAGCACAUACAUUCUAUGCCAAAUUCUAUAUGGGCAGGGGGCUGUAGGCCUUUAUUUGAAGUGGAGAAAGCAUAGAACUGGUACUGGACAUUUCCAUUUCAGUCCACUUGUCUUGGUGCUCUCCAUGGAUACAGUUGAGUGAAAUCAUUCUGGAAUGGUCUAAAAGCCAGACACAGAACCCUAAAUAAGAGGGCUAAGUCAGUGUGGCUCAGAUCUAAGGCUUCCAAAGAUGCCACAGGUGUGUCUUUAUAGAUUCUAUGAACCGAUUGUGUUUUUGUCCCCCUCUCACUAGUUCUUUUUUUUUUAAUUCUUUCAUAUUCUAUCUUCCAUCAUUCGGCGCUGUCAAUCUUUUUAGGCAGUUAUGCAAUUCUUUUUAAACUUUUAAAUCAUAUUCAGUUUAUUUUCAGUACAGACCGAGGAUGAUACAUCCAUCCAAGGCUUUACAAACUCAGUAGCCUUUGGCUGCAGGGGGAAAGACUUGACAUUAUGAAUUAAUUUAUGAAAUCAGAAUGGCCUGAGACGGUCACUAUAGAAACCAGUGACCUUGGACGGGCCGGGGAGUCACCGACAGACAUUGGCUUGACACUUUAAAUGUAUUCAGAGUCAAAUGGGAGAGCGAGGCUGGGUGAAAAAGCCAAAGUGGACUCAUUUGAAGUGCAUCAUUUAAUCUAUAAAGCAAUCUAGAGGUCUAUAGGUAAUUUGAAUUAAAACCAAUAAACCUGUGAUAUUUUAUUCAGAUCCGUAGCGUUUCGUUUUUGGCCGUUUAGAAUUCAUGCAAAGUGCACAGGGGACUGAUUAGGAGAUUUUUCUCAUGCGUUUCUGGUCUUAAUACAGAUGCCAACUGAUAGCAUGUGGCAUUUGGUGAACUUUCCCAUAUCAUAUUUUGAUCACACACCAGAUGCACUCUGAUUUUAAAAGAUCUAAUGCAAUUAUCCUUGUCAGUUUUGCUAUUUCUGAUCAUUACGAAAAAAGUUUUUGAGCGUACCUCCUGCCCACUAGAUGCAAAGGCCAUCUGGUACAUUUUCUAAUCAAGAUAUCAAAGCGUGCAAAAAAAGACUGUUCUUCAUCUGAAUAUGCUGCUCUUUCGAAUCUUAAUUCAUUUUCUUGUCUUUCUGAUUUUAGUUUGCGUUCUCACUGAAAUUGAUGUCAAUCUGAACAUAAAGCGGGAAAAAAAAUCCUUAUCUUCAAUGGAGUUUAGCACAAAAGUAAACCAAGUCAUUGGGUUUUCAGUUGCAUUUUAUUUAUUCUUAAGGAAUAGAAUCAUGUCUUAAAUUGUCAUAAUUUUUGGAAAAGGUCUUUGUCGUUUUUUAUGAUAUGAUAAUUUUUAUUAUAAUUUUUGUUUUUCAACUUCUUGUGAUUUUCUUUUUUCUGUAUGUUUGUUCAGUCCCUUCAUGCAAACACGUCUGUGUUUUGGGUUUCAGUUUAGGAGUGAACGAGAUGCUUUUCUCUCCGUUUCACGUAACUUCUUUCUUUUCGUCUCUGAGAGGGAAUGCUGUUCUAGUGGUAGAUUUCUAUAAAAAUACAUUUUGAAAAUAAAAACGAAAAAAAGAAAAAACAAAAACAAAAACUUUUUAAAUUUUAAUUUUACAUGUGCCAACCUGUUCUAAAAGAUGAAAAAAAAAAAAAAAGAGAGCGAGAUAUGCUGUAAAAGACGACUGGAUUGAUUUUCAUGUAAACAUUAUUUCAUGACCUUUAAAAAAAGAUGGAGAUCGAUUAUAGAAAUCAGAGUUUGUAGUUCAUACACAAGAUAAGGUUACAAAUAAACUAUCAUUGUCUUUUC
Messenger RNA from Puntigrus tetrazona (Sumatra barb), 6659 nucleotides. RefSeq names its product leucine rich repeat containing 4C, genome duplicate a (gene lrrc4ca). Gene Ontology annotation, biological process: modulation of chemical synaptic transmission; synaptic membrane adhesion; regulation of axonogenesis. The coding region runs from base 1869 to 3812 and encodes 647 amino acids. The record is from RefSeq and is a predicted model, not a curated record. Gene Ontology annotation, cellular component: postsynaptic density membrane; glutamatergic synapse; plasma membrane. Gene Ontology annotation, molecular function: cell-cell adhesion mediator activity. NCBI's taxonomy places the organism in Eukaryota, Metazoa, Chordata, Actinopteri, Cypriniformes, Cyprinidae. The transcript is spliced from 3 exons.